AUGUCGGGCCCGUCGCCCAGUGACGAGAGUAGCCUUUCUAGCUUACCGUCCUCACCCGAGCUUGAUGUCGAACAAUAUGCUGAAGUCGAUGACGAAUUGCCGCGCAUUGACAAGGGCAAGAAAAAAGCGGAAGAGUCAUCGGAUGCCGGGGGAUCGGAUAUAGAUGGCGAUGGCGAUGAGGAGAGCAGGCUGAGGUUCCUCACCACCAUCCGUGACCAGGAUGAUCUGGAACGCGAUAUUGGUCGUCAGGCCGAUAAAAUGCUCACCGAGCAAGCCGAUGAACGUGACAACAAGCGCCUGCAGAAGGCGCUGGCCGAGAGACAACGCUGCACCACCCAAUUGCAGAAGCUAGAAGAGCGGCUUGCCGGUCCUGGCGGCUCUACUAUCAAGAAUAAGGUCAGGAAAGAUAUUGCAGACAUGAAGGCCCGCAUCGACAAUUUGAGUUCCGAUGUCCAACAGAUUGAAAGCCGCAUCGCCGAGAGGCACCAUCCCAGCAAUGCUGAUGGCCUAUUGGAAGUUGGGGGGAACCGCCAACAGCCGAACGAGAGCCGUCGAGACUUCCUCAUCCGCACCGGCAAGAUUACUCCGUUCUCUAGGAUGGCUCGUCCUCCGAAAAGAGUUGCCGAGAACGUGUCUGACGUACUCCUUGACGCCGAGUUGGGAGAAGAUGAACAGGAGGAAGAGGAUUUGGAUGCUUCGUUCGCCCCAGAAGGCCCAGUAUCCCAUCGAAAUCUAAAGAGGCCCGGCUUUGCAGAUGACUUGAGCGAGACUAGUUCUACCAUCUCUAAAGAGGAUGCACGGCCUACGAAACGCCGCAAAGCUAGGACCACGCACGAGGAUGAAGAAUACUCGGAAGCAUCAAGUGCCGAAUCUGCACAAUCGGAUGACGCAUACGAUCCUGGAAUGAACGAUCGCCAGUUGGCUACUCUCGGCUCAACUGAUGAAGAACUUGACGGCGUUGAAGAUGACGAUGAUUACGACAUGACUACUCCGGGACGCAAGCCGAAGCCCAAGCAGGCCAAGUCCAAGAAGAAAGUAAAGGCUGAAAGUGAGGGUGGCACUGACGAGGAAGAGGACCUUGUGGAUCUCGAUGACGGAAAUGAGGCUCAUUAUCAAGCCAGACUAAACAAAUGGGUGAAGGAGCGCAGCGCUGCCCGUCGCAAGGCUCGAGCCAAGCAGACCUCAGGUGGCAACUCUCUCCCACUGGAUGAUGACGAUGAGAAGCCCGAAUGGCAACAACCUCUUCCCCACAUUCCCGACACGGCCUUCGAUGGUGGCUUCAGAGUUCCAGGUGAUAUCUACCCUAAUCUUUUUGACUAUCAGAAGACUGGAGUCCAGUGGCUUUGGGAACUUUACAGCCAGCAAGUCGGUGGAAUCAUCGGUGAUGAGAUGGGUCUUGGCAAGACUGUUCAAGCAAUUUCCUUCAUCGCCGGACUCCAUUAUUCUGGCAAGCUUAACAAACCGGUCAUUGUUGUGUGCCCUGCAACCGUCAUGAAGCAGUGGGUUACUGAGUUUCACACCUGGUGGCCUGCUCUUCGAGUGUCGAUCCUGCAUAGUUCCGGAAGUGGCAUGAUGGAUCUGAGGCGGGAGAACCAGAUGGAGCAGAACAUCGAGUCACAGUCUUUCUCAAAGAAGCAGCCGCUGACGAAGACUGAGAAGUCUGCAAAGCGAAUUGUCGACAAAGUCAAGACUGAUGGGCAUGUUUUAGUAACGACUUACUCUGGCCUUGCAACAUAUGGUCAGUUCCUCAUUCCUACUGAAUGGGAGUAUGCUGUUCUGGAUGAGGGCCACAAGAUUCGUAAUCCGGACUCGCGCGUCACCGUCUACUGCAAGGAACUGCGCACUGCGAACCGCCUGAUUCUCUCUGGCACCCCGAUGCAGAACAACCUCGACGAAUUGUGGUCUCUAUUUGACUUUGUGUAUCCAAUGCGUCUUGGCACUUUGCCAGAAUUCCGCAAUCAGUUCGAGGUCCCUAUCAAGCUUGGUGGAUAUGCCAACGCAUCGAAUUUCCAAGUCGAAACAGCCAUGCGAUGUGCAGAGGUGCUAAAGGAGACCAUCAGCCCUUACCUUCUACAACGCUUCAAGAUCGAUGUCGCUGCGGAUUUGCCAAAGAAAACAGAACGCGUCCUGUUUUGUCGGUUGACUGUGCCCCAAAGGAAGGCCUAUGAAGAAUUCCUUGGCUCAGAGGAGAUGGGCUCUAUCCUUGAUGGCAGGAGACAAGCACUGUUCGGAAUUGACAUACUACGUAAGAUCUGCAACCACCCCGAUUUGAUUCACCAUAAAUCGCCGAAAUUCAAAUCAGAUCCGAGAUAUGGAAGUGGGUCGAAGUCUGGCAAGAUGCAAGUCGUAAAGGAGUUGAUUCAAAUGUGGAAGAGGCAGGGUCACAAGACUCUUCUUUUCGCCCAGCAUAGGAUAAUGCUCGACAUUCUGGAGAAGUUCAUCAAGAAGCUCGGCAACAUCAACUAUCUGCGUAUGGACGGAUCCACGAGCAUCAAAGCCCGCCAGGAUCUUGUCGACAAGUUUAACAAUGAUCCAGACCUGCACGUCUUUCUUCUAACCACCAAAGUGGGUGGCCUUGGCGUCAACUUGACCGGCGCUAAUCGGGUCAUCAUAUAUGAUCCAGACUGGAACCCCUCAACCGACGUGCAGGCUCGAGAGCGUGCUUGGCGUCUUGGGCAGAAACGCGAAGUUGAAAUCUACCGCCUCAUGACUGCUGGUAGUAUUGAGGAGAAAAUCUACCACCGUCAAAUCUUCAAGCAGUUCUUGACGAACAAGAUUUUGAAAGAUCCCAAGCAGCGCCAAACGUUCCAUCUCAGAGAUUUGCACGACCUCUUUACUCUCGGCAACCCCAGUGAUGAAACAGAGACUGGCAAUCUCUUCCAAGGUAGUGAAACACGAAUCACUCAUUCGCCCAAGGAGGCUCAUGAACAAAGCCCAAAGCAAGAAGAAGCGAUGUCCGAUAUUUAUGGAAUUGAACGUGGAGAAGAUUAUCGGACAGAACAAAAUGAUGUUGAGGCUGGAGGACAAGGAGCUCCUGCUCAGCCUGCAGGCUCCAACAAGGAUGAGCGCCUGAUGACCAGCAUUUUCGCUCGUAGCGGUGUUCAGAGCGCGGUUGAGCAUGACUCUAUUAUGGGAUCCAAUAGCAAGAAGAGCGCUGUUGGCCCCGAUCCGGUAGCGAUUUCCAGGAUGGCUCGCGAGAGAGCCGAGCAGGCUGCGCGCGAACUCGCCCGAUCUGCCGAGAUGGCUCGAAACACGCCAGCUGGUACGGUGACCUGGACCGGAGAGGCCGGUACCGCCGGUCGUCCACCCAGCCCUCCGCCUCGUCGUGACCGCUUCGGUGCAUCGCGCGGAUCUCUUCGAGGCGGUCGUGGCGGCCGCGGUGGUCUAUCAUCCAGCUCCGUCCUCUCCCACCUCUCCGCCCGCCAGGGUCGUGACGCCCCCGCCGCCAAUAGCGCUGCUCGCCGUGCGGCACCUGGCUCUGCUAAUGGUCGGUCAUCUACCCCCCUCAACAACAGUGGCUCAGCGUCUUCGUCUCGUGGUGGCACGCCACGCCCCGCUGUGGACCGCAAGAAGGAUCUGGAGGGAACGGAACUGUUCAAAGCCAUCAGGAACUUCAUGCGUGCUCACGAGGGCGUUGUCUACACGGAGAUGAUCAAGCAGCAGUUCCAGUGGCAGGUUGGCGAGGGCAGGGAAAAAGCAGAGGAGUUCAGGGCGAUGUUGAACAUCUUGGCGAAAUUAGAGAAGCCGAGUCAGGGUGAUGGAAGGGGCAGGUGGAAGCUGAAGCCGGAGUGGAAGUAA
Messenger RNA from Lasiodiplodia theobromae, 3798 nucleotides. Its product is annotated as DNA repair and recombination protein Rad26. Gene Ontology annotation, cellular component: nucleus. The transcript has a single exon. Gene Ontology annotation, biological process: transcription-coupled nucleotide-excision repair. The record is from RefSeq and is a predicted model, not a curated record. The coding region runs from base 1 to 3798 and encodes 1265 amino acids. Gene Ontology annotation, molecular function: ATP-dependent chromatin remodeler activity; ATP binding. NCBI's taxonomy places the organism in Eukaryota, Fungi, Ascomycota, Dothideomycetes, Botryosphaeriales, Botryosphaeriaceae.